AUGGUAAAGGGAACCGUGAAACGUAGUCCGACGCCCUCAGCGCUUCGUAAGAAAAAGGCGCAGCAGCGGAUUCGCAAGAAGAUGAAAGCAAAACUUGAGAGGAAGAAACCUAACUGGAAAGUAGCUCUUGCCAAGACAUAUACAAAAGGUAGCCGUGAUCGCGUGUCUACGGAUCCCCAAAGAAGGUCUGAUCGCAGAACUAAUAGUAGCUUGCCAGGUCGUAAGAGGGAGCGCAGCGGUACUGACGCAGAGACUGAGAAGGGGUUCAAUGAUGAGGGUGGUGAGGAUCCCGAUAUUGAAGUUCAAAGCGAUGUUGAUGAGGAAAAGCAGGAGCUCCUGAACCAGCGCGAUCCGCUUAAGACACAACUUUUUCUAAAGAACCUUCCCCUCGAUACCAACGAGGACGAACUCGUAAAUUACUUCGCACACCAUUUUGGUCCCAUCAAACGUGUUCUAUUGGUACGCAAUCGCCUCAGCAAAAUGCUUACUGGGACAGGUUUUCUUCAUUGUGGCUCUACCGAAAUGGCUGACAAAAUCUUCGAUUUCGCUCAGCAGAACGCUCGAGAGUUGUCGUCAUCGAGUCGAGAGGAGCUUAAAGAAAAAACGGUGGGGAUGUCUCACCACCAAGCUAAACGCCUGAGGUUUAAGCUUCGAACCGACAGCUGCAUUACUCGGGAUCCCUUUCUGGAGCUGCGGGAGUCGAAAUUCACGGUGCAUCGUGUGCUAACACGCUCUGAUACACAGGAGGCGGCAAGUGCCCUAGAAAAGAAGAAGAAACGCACAAAGGUUGCUGCCGAUGAUCCGCGAAAUCUUUAUUUACUCCAAGAAGGCCUUAUCCUGCCCAACACUCCAGCUGCGCGGAGUCUCCACCCACGUUACUUACAAAUGAUUCAAGACGACUACGAGGCGCGCAAGUUGCAACUCCGUAAUAACAACUACUUCGUUAGCAAGACUAGGCUAAGCGUGCGGAACCUUCCACGUACAAUGACAGAGAAUGAUAUGCGUCGCCUCUUUGCUCAGCAGGUGCGAGAAUACCUUAAGACGCACAAGGAAGAUAUGGAGCGGGAGAAGUUUGGAAAGUACGGCCCUAUCAAAAACAUUAAGGUUUUGAGGGACUCCGCUGGAGUUUCUCGUGGUUAUGGGUUUAUUGAGUUCGUGAAUCAUAACAUUGCGUUACAUGCUCUGCGGAUGUUUAACAAUAAUCCCACGGUUUUUGGUGACCAAAGGCGUCUGAUCGUAUCUUUUGCGGUUGAAAAUAUCAAUGCAAUCCAAAAGCUUCAGCGUAUGAAGGAGCUCAAGCGACGACGUUUCGCGAGUGAAUCAUAA
Phytomonas sp. EM1 is the source of this 1326-nucleotide messenger RNA. NCBI's taxonomy places the organism in Eukaryota, Euglenozoa, Kinetoplastea, Trypanosomatida, Trypanosomatidae. The record is from the annotation of a GenBank genome assembly.